Saccostrea cuccullata (small rock oyster) is the source of this 824-nucleotide messenger RNA. RefSeq lists its product as uncharacterized. The record is from RefSeq and is a predicted model, not a curated record. NCBI's taxonomy places the organism in Eukaryota, Metazoa, Mollusca, Bivalvia, Ostreida, Ostreidae. Bases 1 to 798 code for a protein of 265 amino acids. The transcript is spliced from 4 exons.
AUGGCACUGUGUGUAUAUCUUGUCCUGGUUUUCAUUCUCCACACGACGCAUGGAGAACGGACACAGACCGGAAGUUGUAAAGACUUGUUACAAGGUUAUCUAACAGAACAACUUUCGUCUGCUCUGGGAGUAUAUCAGGUGGAAGCUUUAAGACGGGAAUUCAAAAACUUCACUGACGUCAUUGGGGAAUCAAUGAAAAAGUUUAAAGAGAAAGUGAAUGCAAGCAUACAGGAAGGAAGUAUCAGAAAUAGAGACAUUAUGUAUACAAGAUGGGGAAAGAAAAGGUGUCCUUCAAACGCAAAAUUGGUUUAUUCAGGAUUCGUCGGAGGAUCCUAUUCUACACAUAAAGGAGCAGCUGUAGAUCCUCUUUGUUUACCGAGGGAUCCAGAGUGGGGGAUCUAUAGGGAUGGAAGUGAAGGAGUUAAGGCUUACGUAUAUGGAGCUGAGUAUGAAACAGAAACCUUUACAAGUCACUUUACUUCCCUGCACAAUCAUGAUGUCCCAUGUGCUGUGUGUCUUGUUCAAAAUAGAUCAACUGUUCAAAUGUUUCCAGCAAGGAAAAAUUGUUACAAAGGUUGGACACUCGAGUACUGGGGAUAUCUAAUGGCUGGGUACUAUGAUCACGCAGCUAGUACAACGUACAAGUGUGUUGACGAGAAUCCAGACACCUUGCAUGGCGGCCAUGUUAAUAAAGAUGGCUACCUUUUUUAUUUUGUAGAAGGUCGUUGUGGUUCAUUGAAAUGCCCUCCGUAUGUUGAGGGAAGAGAACUUGUCUGUGCUGUCUGUUCUAAAAAGUGAAAAAAUAAAACUAUUGUUAUAAAAUA